This is a messenger RNA of Fundulus heteroclitus (mummichog), 550 nucleotides long. RefSeq names its product C-type lectin domain family 10 member A-like. The record is from RefSeq and is a predicted model, not a curated record. NCBI's taxonomy places the organism in Eukaryota, Metazoa, Chordata, Actinopteri, Cyprinodontiformes, Fundulidae. The transcript has 5 exons. The coding region runs from base 56 to 517 and encodes 153 amino acids.
UUUCUUGGAAAUAAAUUCCACAGUGGAGUCCACAUGUCCACCAAGUGAUACAUGUAUGAAGAACCCAUCACACUGGGAGGCACAUGAGGGAAAGUGCUAUUAUAUCAACUUAAUGUUCAUGUCAUGGCAGGAGAGCAGAGAGGAAUGUAGAUGCCGUGGAGGAGACUUGGUAAAGAUUGAGAGCAGAGAGGAGCAGGUGUUUCUGGUGGAAAAAAUAAGAGAGAUAAUCAUGCAUUCUGAGGACAAAUUCUGGAUCGGACUGACAGACUCAAAGAAAGAAGGCAGCUGGUUUUGGGUAGAUGGGUCACCGUUGGAAGAAAGUUUGAGCUUUUGGUUUGGUAAUGAGCCCGACGACUGGACUGGAAAAAACAAAGCUGGAGAGGACUGUGUGAGGAUGGGAAAUAAAGGACCAGCUGCUGAUCUAAAGUUUUGGUUUGAUCAAUCCUGUGAUGUUCCUCACAAAAGUAUCUGUGAGAAAGCAGCAGGAACUGGAUCGAGUUCAUCUGUUUGUGUUUAGAGUUCAGUUUAUUUCAUCUGUUCUGCAGCAACU